This is a messenger RNA of Apis dorsata (giant honeybee), 1096 nucleotides long. RefSeq lists its product as uncharacterized. NCBI's taxonomy places the organism in Eukaryota, Metazoa, Arthropoda, Insecta, Hymenoptera, Apidae. The coding region runs from base 563 to 916 and encodes 117 amino acids. The record is from RefSeq and is a predicted model, not a curated record. The transcript is spliced from 5 exons.
UAUCGUUUUAAAGUACCUUCUUGCCAUGUCUAUUUUUGUUGUAACAUCCUUUUCGUUGCAAAUCGAUCAUAAUUUUGAAAAAUUCAAUCGUUUUCGUUAGGGAACAGAACCUUUUUCUAUUGAAAAAAGACUGAUUUGGUUAUAUUAUGAUAAAUCAACAUUUGAGCCCGAAAUGAAUAGUUUGUUUUCAUGUUAAAGAACAACCGGCUGAUUUCAAGUGUGUUUAUACUUCGCUCUUAUUUUUUUUCUAUCUCUGUUGACCGAUCAUUUUACGUGCCAGAAACGCGCUAGCGUGUCGACCGGAAAGUACAAAAUGUAUUUCAAUUCAAAAUUUGGCAAUCGUAAUCCAAUGAGAAUGGCUAGAGGAAGAGGAAUAGCACAAAGCAAUUUAUCUUCCAAUGAAUGCCUUUGUAAUAGACCACAUGGUUUUGUGCUUUGCAAUGUUUGUGGUUAUUUGACAAAGGGCAGAGUACGUUAUUUCUGUCCUAUUCAUCCACAGACAAUUUUUUUGCUUGACAUUGCUCAAUGUCCUCAAUAAUUUUGUUGACAUUUUUAAUCGAAGAUGAGCUGCGAUUUAUUACCGGAAUGGCUGAAUCUUUUCCUGGACGAUGUAGAAACUACUUUAUGCUUACCAAUAUUACUUAUUAUGGUCCUUUGUACUCUUCAAUUUAUAGUUAAUCACGCAAUGGACAUUGGCUUUACUUUUUAUCAAAAUAUAAUGCAAAAAUCUGACGAAGAAGAAGAAGUAAAAAAAGGCGAAGGUUUAAUGGAUAAGAUUAGAGGAUAUAUAUGUAACGUAACUUGUGUUGCUGGUAAUAACGAUUCGAAACCAGAAGAGAGCGCAGCACCAUCGAUGCUUAGGUCAAAUUUGCAAGAAGAGGAAUGGGAUUAUUGUGAGGACGACGAAGAAAAGUGACAGAUAAACAUUGCAGGAAAAAUUAUAAGCUUCAUUGAUAAGUAAUCUAUUGUAACUUUUAUAUUGCUUAUAUUUUAAAAUAUUAUUUUCAAAUUGAUACUAUAUUAAACUUAAUAAAUAAUACGAGAAAUAAUGCGAUAUUAAUAGAAAAUGAGAUACAAGAAAGAGUUAAAAUUAUAA